Messenger RNA from Cooperia oncophora, 426 nucleotides. The record is from the annotation of a GenBank genome assembly. NCBI's taxonomy places the organism in Eukaryota, Metazoa, Nematoda, Chromadorea, Rhabditida, Trichostrongylidae.
AUGAACAUACAAUCUGCCUACUUCGCGUUGUACAUUGUCGUCCCAAUUCUUGGAAUUGGUCUCAAUUGGUAUGUGCUUUGGAGACUGCUGCGGAUUGCCAGGCGGAGUGCUAUCCGAUUUGAAACGACUUCCGGGCUUCCUUUGGCUGCAAUGUCUGCUGGUGAUUCGGUUACAUUACUGGCACAGCUUGUGCAGGCACUGUUUCACAGUAUUCCGAAAAAUGGGCUGCCAACGUGGCUGCUGAGUGGGACGUGUAAGGUAAGCAUACAUUACAGUAACAUUACAAUCGAUUUAUAUCUAAUGCACACGACAUCGGCAUUCUCAGUGUGGUGUUGGCUGGCGUUGUCUAUUUUGAGAUACACAGCGGUAUUCCAUCCAAUAAAGUAUCGAACGAUUUGGAGACAACCAAGAAAUGCACUGAAGUAA